CGUUCGCGUGCUGAUAAGCAAAAGCACGACAAAAACUAAGUAGCUAUUGAAGCUUUGUCGAAAUAAAAAUAUUGAUAGCGUUCAAAAAUUGUCACAAACCACACAGAGCUUGAAGUGUGCACGUCGCCUCUUGCUUUUCUUCGUCAAAAAAAUAAUAAUCAAUGUGCUCUUAAUAACAUAGUUCGGAAGUUUAAGUGUAUAUAGUAAAUCGGUGUAAACUGCAUGUGAUUCUUGUUUAGGUCUUUAUAAUUUCCAAUAAUUGCAAAAUAUUAAAAUCAACUAUGAGUGAGAAAUUAAUGAACGGCACUUGCAACGGCAACGGCGAUGUCACCAGCAACAAAUGCAACGGCACAGGGAAGGGGAACGAAAUACGCGUAUGGUGUGAUGGCUGCUACGACAUGGUGCACUUCGGGCAUGCCAAUUCUCUGCGACAAGCCAAAGCACUUGGCGAUAAGGUAAUUGUGGGCAUACACACCGAUGAGGAGAUCACCAAACACAAAGGACCACCCGUCUUCACCGAGGAAGAGCGCGUUAAGAUGGUCAAGGGCAUCAAAUGGGUCGACGAAGUGGUUCUAGGUGCACCCUAUGUGACCACACUAGAAGUGCUCGAUCAAAACAACUGUGAUUUUUGUGUGCAUGGCGAUGAUAUAACUAUGACCGCCGAGGGUGUCGAUACGUAUCAUCUGGUUAAGUCAGCAAACCGUUACAAGGAAGUUAAACGCACCGCUGGCGUUUCAACCACAGAUCUCGUGGGUCGCAUGUUGCUGCUAACACGCAAUCAUUUCCGUCAAGGCUCCGCCGAAUAUGAUAUUGAGAAAGAAGAAUCGACAGCUAAACUUUUAAAACUUCAACAACUGCAAUCCCGUCUAGGUUCAUCAAACAUGGGUCAGGAUUCAUCAGCAAAGAGUCCCUGGACCGGAUGCAGCCAAUUUUUACCCACAACGCAGAAGAUCAUACAGUUUAGUGAUGGCAAAUCACCUAAUCCCAGCGAUAAAAUUGUGUACGUUGCAGGUGCAUUUGAUCUCUUCCAUGUGGGUCAUUUGGAUUUCCUGGAAAAGGCUAGUAAAUUGGGAGAUUAUUUAAUUGUGGGAUUGCACACAGAUCCCGUUGUCAACUCGUACAAAGGCAGCAAUUAUCCCAUUAUGAAUCUCCAUGAGCGUGUUCUCAGCGUAUUGGCCUGCAAGUUUGUAAAUGAGGUUGUGAUCGGCGCACCCUAUUGCGUCACAGAGGAGCUGCUUGACCAUUUUAAGAUCGACAUUGUCUGCCAUGGACGCACACCGAUUGCCAUGGAGGAUGGUAAAAUUGAUCCAUAUGCUGUGCCCAAGACGCGAGCCAUUUUUGAGUUGCUCGACUCUGGCAACGAAAUGACCACGGAGCGCAUUGUUGAGCGCAUUAUCUCACAUCGGCUGGAAUACGAGCGACGCAAUCAAGCCAAAGAAAAGAAGGAAAUUGAAGCAUUUGAGGCGCUGCAAAGGCAAAAGCAAACUCAAAAGGCGGGCUAAGUCCCAGCUAAAACGUUCGCUUUAUUUUUAUCAAUUUAGACAAAUGUGUUUUUAGUUUACCACUUUUUCGUUAGUUUCGUUUUUCUUUAGUUCGUCCUCGAUUUUUUGCAUUUGCUUUUUGUUUUUAUUUUGAGAUAUGCGAAUGCAAUUUUUCUCAACUAUCACAUUUAAAUGAAACAAACAUUUAAAUACCAACUAUAUAUUUGUAUAUUUUUAUAUACAUUUAUAUAUAGGAAUUGUAGUGUAUUUUAAUCUAAAUUUUAUGUAUAUGGUAGGAUCAAAAUCUGUAAAUUUACCCACUUGUAUAUUGUAAGUGCAACCGAAUGGUAACUCGACAAAAUUGUACGAAAUAUAUGUAAGAUUAAUGCAGA
Molecule: messenger RNA, 1873 nt
Organism: Drosophila albomicans
Lineage: Eukaryota; Metazoa; Arthropoda; Insecta; Diptera; Drosophilidae
Gene: Pect
Product: ethanolamine-phosphate cytidylyltransferase
Exons: 7
Coding region: 282-1502 (406 amino acids)
Biological process (GO): phosphatidylethanolamine biosynthetic process
Cellular component (GO): cytoplasm
Molecular function (GO): ethanolamine-phosphate cytidylyltransferase activity
Source: RefSeq, a predicted model, not a curated record